UGACCUUUUCCCUUCUUUUCAACUUUGAGUUCAACCAGGCUUGUUCCAUUCAGUCAAGAAUCGAACUGAAAAAGUUGAGGGAGGCAAGUUAAAUUUAGUCAGAUUCAAACAUACAGUCCAAAUCAACUUCAAAUUAUAUUGAUUUUCCCUUUCGUUUUGAGUAUGCAGUGUAUUCAAGUUAGUUCUGGAAAUCCAAGAACGGCAUGCCAAAUUGAAAGCUAACUGUACUUGAAGCCAUGCGUUUGAUGCUGUCAUAGGAAGGUAUAAAUCGGGAUAUCGUGAACUUAGAUCUCCUUUUUUGUUGUGAACGUGAAUAAUGGGGCCGAGGUGGAAAGGAAAAGGGGCAGAAGUUAAAGCUCUUGCAGAUCCCAUUUCAGAGAUAGUCAGCCAGCUCCAAUCUUCUCUGAUCAGCUCAAAUUCUCGAGGAUUGCUAUCUGGUAUGAGUGUGCUUCUUAAAGCAGAUGCAGAACUAACUGACGUCCUCAAUCGUGCAUGUUUUGGUAGGCCUAAGGUAACAUCAGAAAAGAAUGAGCAAUGGUUUCAGCUUUCCGUGGAAGAAGCUUUUUACCUUCAAUAUUCUCUAAAAUGCAUUAAGAUUGUUGACCACAAUGACACAGAACUGAACAGCGAUGAGUUAUGGAAGCAUAUGACAUCCAGGAAAGAAAAAUUUCCUAUCCUGUUCAAAGCUUUUUCUCACCUUAGAAGUAAAAACUGGGUGGUUAGAUCAGGCUCUCAGUAUGGAGUAGACUUUGUUGCCUAUCGUCAUCAUCCUGCUUUGGUACAUUCUGAAUAUGCUGUGCUCGUUUUAUCAGCGCAAGAUGGUAAUGCAAAUGGUCGCUUGAGGGUUUGGUCUGACUUCCACUGCACUCUUCGUCUUUGUGGUAGUGUGGCGAAGACAUUAUUAAUUCUCGAUAUUGAGCAACAACAAAGUUGUGCAGCUUCUCCAUCGUGCUUAGAUAAUUAUGUUGUUGAAGAGAGAACAAUCACAAGAUGGAGUCCAGAGCAAGGCCGUGAGAAAAAGUUAAACCCAACCCAAGUGUAAGGUAGAUUGACUGGUUCAAGAUUAAUUCCUACUUUAUCUUGUACUAGUUUAGCAAUUGUAUUGUGACUUAAAAGCACUACAAUUAGUACUCUGUAUAACUAUUAAUACUCUGUAAACAGCGUUUAAUUCCC
This is a messenger RNA of Lycium barbarum (goji berry), 1173 nucleotides long. RefSeq names its product tRNA-splicing endonuclease subunit Sen2-1-like. The transcript has 2 exons. The record is from RefSeq and is a predicted model, not a curated record. Gene Ontology annotation, molecular function: tRNA-intron lyase activity; nucleic acid binding. Gene Ontology annotation, biological process: tRNA-type intron splice site recognition and cleavage; tRNA splicing, via endonucleolytic cleavage and ligation. Lineage: Eukaryota; Viridiplantae; Streptophyta; Magnoliopsida; Solanales; Solanaceae. Gene Ontology annotation, cellular component: tRNA-intron endonuclease complex. The coding region runs from base 317 to 1042 and encodes 241 amino acids.